Scleropages formosus (Asian bonytongue) is the source of this 458-nucleotide messenger RNA. RefSeq names its product C-X-C motif chemokine 11-1-like. The record is from RefSeq and is a predicted model, not a curated record. The coding region runs from base 1 to 423 and encodes 140 amino acids. The transcript is spliced from 5 exons. NCBI's taxonomy places the organism in Eukaryota, Metazoa, Chordata, Actinopteri, Osteoglossiformes, Osteoglossidae. Gene Ontology annotation, molecular function: chemokine activity. Gene Ontology annotation, biological process: chemotaxis; immune response; defense response. Gene Ontology annotation, cellular component: extracellular region.
AUGUUUAAGAAAGAGGACCCAGCAAAGCAGAUUUUUAACCGCUGGACCAUCAAGCCUCUUGGAGAAGAAAGACCUGACCUGCCGGACAAAAUGAGAACAACUAUUUGUAUUCUGUUUGCCUGCAUGCUGUUUGUGUAUGUUGAAGGCAUUGCCAUAGUUCCCAAGGGACGUUGCCUGUGCAAGGAUGGUGAUGUGAACUUCAUUCCACACAGAAACAUACAGAAGAUUGAGAUCUUUUCUCCUAGCCCAGCCUGUAAACAAGUGGAGAUCAUUGUCACACUGAAGGAUGGAGGGCAAAGGUGUUUGAAUUCUGAGUCCAAAUUUGGCAAGACCUGUAUCAAGAAGGCAGAAAAUAAUAAAAGAAAGAGAGAGCAGAAGACACGGAGUCAUCAGCAAAAAUCUCCCGUGAUCUCCAAGAAAUAAUUAAUUUGAGUAACAUUUCAUCUGACUGGUGAAAG